AAUUUAGGUGGGUCAUUUGCAAAAAUUAAUGGAGGAAAAUGAAAGUGGGUGCCACAGCUUUGUUCCUUUUCCACUGAUAACAGCAACUUCCCUCUUUUUAAAUUAGGGAAAUUCUAGUUCUGAAAAACUUACAUUUUUAUAUUAUUUUUAUGUAAUUUUUUUUUUUCAGUAUGGGUGAAUACUCUACUGAUGCACCUUUACUAUUAAAAACACCUGAAGUUGAGAAGAAAACAACACCUUCAUUAUUCAAAUCAUCAGCAAAAUGGGUUCUGAAAUCUGUAAUAUGGGUGGUUUUUGUUUCCUGGAUUUUGCUCAUGUUUCUUUAUCCUUCAGAUUUUAUGACUCAUUUGGUUAAUCAUAACUGGAUUAAUGCUACUAAUGGAACUGUUUUUGGGUUAACAGGAAGUUUGUUUUUUGCUUUCACUGCACCAGUUAUGUUAUUGGCAUUUCUUGCCAUGUUGUAUCUCAUCAUCUCAGAUGAGGAAGAGAUUCAAGAGAGCAAGGCUUCGAAACGUCCUGCUUUGCGCUUGUGGACAUUCCCUGUAAUGGUGGACGGACCGUUUGGGGUGGUUAAUGCAGCAGAGUUCAUUGGGAUACUUCUCGCUGUUGUGUUCGUUAUUUGGGCCUGUGUUGUUGUUACUAUACACAACUGGAAACUGAUCUCUUCAUCUGAAGCAACUUCCUUCUCGAAGAGCUGUUUGAUGUUGGAGCAGUCAGGAGCUAAACUUGGACUGAUUGGAUUGUUUUGUUUAUCACUUCUUUUUCUCCCCAUUUCGAGGGGGUCUAUUCUUCUUCGCCUUAUAGACAUCCCUUUUGAGCAUGCCACCAAAUAUCAUGUUUGGUUGGGACAUCUUACUAUGGUGCUCUUCACUCUGCAUGGAUUGUUUUAUGUAAUUGCUUGGGCAAUGGAGGGCCGACUGGUAGAGCAAAUAUUGGAAUGGAGAGAUAUUGGUGUUGCCAAUCUUGCUGGUGUCAUAUCCCUUGCAGCUGGUAUAUUGAUGUGGGUAACUUCCCUGCCUGGAGUAAGGAAGUGGAACUUCGAGUUAUUUUUCUACACCCAUCAACUCUACGUCGUUUUUGUUGUAUUUUUUGCUAUGCAUGUUGGUGACUUCAUAUACUGCAUGGCUGCUGGAGGAAUAUUCCUCAUCAUGCUUGAUCGUUUCUUAAGAUUUAUCCAAUCUCGUAAGACAGUGGAUAUAAUUUCUGCGACAUCACUUCCUUGUGGAACUGUGGAGCUUGUGCUUUCAAAACCUGCAUGUCUUAGGUACAAUGCUCUCAGCUUUAUCUUCCUUCAAGUUCGGGAAUUAUCUUGGCUUCAGUGGCAUCCUUUCAGUGUCUCAUCUAGCCCUCUAGAGGGUAAAAACCAUCUCUCAGUUCUCAUAAAGGUUCUUGGAGAGUGGACAGAUAAGCUUAAAGGAAAAGUGUCAAACAAUCAAAAGGAGCCUCAGAAGCUUCUCGAAACUCAGCUAAAAUCUUUGGUAACUGCUUCUGUGGAGGGACCUUACGGACAUGAAUCACCAUAUCACUUGACGUACAAAUACUUGGUCUUAGUGGCUGGUGGCAUUGGUAUAUCUCCCUUCCUUGCUGUUCUAAGUGAUGUCAUGCAUCGUCUCAAAGAAGGAAAACCUUGCAUGCCCAGAAACAUCUAUAUUGUUUGGGCUAUCAAAAACUCAGAUGAGCUGCCACUUCUGUCAAUGAUUAAUAUUGACUCCAUAGACCCCAUUUUCUAUGAUGCCUUAAAUCUCGACAUUCAAAUUUAUGUCACUCGACAAUCAGAACCUAAACUGGAAGAGGGGAAAUCAUUUGGAGCUAUGAAUACCUGCACAUAUCCUGUCUCAAAGCGAUCUGCCAUAUCAGUUUUGGUUGGUACUGGAGAUAACAUAUGGUCUGGGAUUUACAUCAUUGCUUCUUCAAUUGGCUUUUUGAUCUUCCUGGGUUUGUUGGAUGCGCUUUACAUAAAUCCUUAUGGUAUACAAGCUUGGUGGUACAAAGGACUUCUUGUAUUUUUGUGCAUGGUAGCUGCUGUUGUCGUCUUUGGGGGUCUAGUUGUGGCCCUUUGGCAUUUAUGGGAGCUGAGAAUGUUGGCCGCUGAGAGUAUAGAAUCUAAUACCAAGACAUCUAACACGGCGCUUCAUGAUGUUGCAGUUGAACAGAAGAAUUCAAAUCAAGAUUAUCUUAUUAAUUCAAGUACUCUUCGGUAUGGAUGUAGGCCAGAUUUCAAAGAAAUAUUUGAAUCAUUGUCAGAACAAUGGGGGGCAGCUGAUGUUGGUGUCUUAGUCUGUGGUCCUGAAACACUUACAUCAACGGUUGCCAAGGAAAUAAGAUCACACAGCCUAAGCAGGAAGCAAAAUCAUCCGGUUUUCCACUUCAAUAGCCAUAGCUUCGAUCUCUAGAGUAAUGUAGUAAUUAUGCCAUGUAUUUCGUAAUUUUACCUAUAAGUUCAGUACUGGUAAUAGGAAGGCAUAAGUCUGCAUGCCCUUCUCCAGAGCUUUGCUUUGGCACAAGCUCUUUCACAUAUCUCCAUUAUGUUGUUACUUGUUACAACCGAGCUUAGUAGUGUAAUUUUACAUUUUUACUUUAUUCUGUUUAUUGUACAAAUGUAUGUUAUGUGAAGAGGUUGUAUGGUACUUUCAUUUGGCAAUGUAUAUACAGUAAUACUUCUUAUGUACAGGAGUACAGAUUGUACA
Chenopodium quinoa (quinoa) is the source of this 2687-nucleotide messenger RNA. Its product is annotated as ferric reduction oxidase 7, chloroplastic-like. The record is from RefSeq and is a predicted model, not a curated record. Bases 171 to 2393 code for a protein of 740 amino acids. Gene Ontology annotation, molecular function: oxidoreductase activity. Lineage: Eukaryota; Viridiplantae; Streptophyta; Magnoliopsida; Caryophyllales; Amaranthaceae. Gene Ontology annotation, cellular component: plasma membrane. The transcript has 9 exons.